ACUAAAUAUAUCGAAAUCACGUGACAAAUCAGCAUUUUAUUUAUUCUAUUAACUUUAUAGUUGGUUCCACAUCCUUUCACUCUAUUCGAUGUAUUGUACACAUCUGGCACAAAUCUGCAUCUCUGUCUUCUUCUUCGAUCCUCGAUUUCAUCCACAAUAUACAAUAGCCAAAUUUCCGAUUUUCUCCUCACUGAAUCUCUAGAAUCCAUCGUUGAUUCAAACUCAUUUUCCGAUCAAACGGCAUAUUUUUCCCUCUCGAGAGAGCGAUAAUGUGGAAACUGAAGAUCGCGGAAGGAGGUAGUCCAUGGCUUAGAACCACCAAUAAUCACGUCGGAAGACAGUUUUGGGAGUUCGAUCCGAAUCUCGGUACUCCUGAGGAUCUCGCCGCCGUCGAAGAAGCUAGGAAGUCUUUUUCGGAUAAUCGAUUCGUGCAGAAACAUAGCGCCGAUCUGCUUAUGCGCCUUCAGGGCCUGAUCUAUGGCAAUUCUUCGACUGAUUGCAAUUCUCUGAUGUCCAGCCUUUAAUUUUCUUCUUAAUUUUCUGCUGUCCUAUGAUAUAUCCCAUGAGGGCUUAAUCUAUCACACUCCUUUGACAGAUUACAGUUAUCUGAUAUUCAACCAUUUCUAAUCCAAUAGUUAUCGCUCUCUCUCUUUCUCUGUUUGUAGUUUUCAAGAGAAAAUUUGAUUAGCCCAGUUUUACCUCAAGUCAAAAUCGAAGACACUGAUGAUGUUACAGAGGAGAUGGUGGAAACCACGUUAAAGAGGGGUCUAGAUUUCUAUUCAACUAUACAGGCACACGACGGGCACUGGCCAGGUGAUUAUGGUGGUCCUAUGUUUCUUCUCCCAGGACUGAUAAUUACACUCUCCAUAACUGGAGCACUGAAUACAGUAUUGUCGGAACAACAUAAACAAGAAAUGCGCCGUUAUCUCUAUAAUCACCAGAAUGAGGACGGAGGUUGGGGUUUACAUAUUGAGGGCCCUAGCACCAUGUUUGGGUCUGUGUUGAACUAUGUUACUCUAAGGUUGCUUGGAGAAGGACCUAACGAUGGAGAUGGAGAUAUGGAGAAAGGACGAGACUGGAUACUAAAUCAUGGUGGUGCUACCAAUAUUACAUCUUGGGGGAAAAUGUGGCUAUCGGUACUUGGAGCUUUUGAAUGGUCCGGAAAUAACCCACUGCCACCUGAGAUAUGGCUUCUCCCAUAUUUCCUGCCAAUACAUCCAGGAAGGAUGUGGUGCCAUUGUCGAAUGGUGUACUUGCCGAUGUCGUAUUUGUAUGGAAAAAGGUUUGUGGGUCCCAUAACGUCCACUGUUUUAUCACUGAGAAAGGAGCUUUUCACAGUACCAUAUCAUGAAGUCAACUGGAAUGAAGCACGCAACCUUUGCGCAAAGGAGGAUUUAUACUACCCACAUCCACUUGUGCAAGAUAUUCUUUGGGCAUCACUUCAUAAGAUUGUUGAGCCUGUUCUGAUGCGAUGGCCUGGUGCAAAUUUGAGAGAAAAGGCUAUAAGAACCGCAAUAGAACAUAUUCAUUAUGAAGAUGAGAAUACUAGGUACAUCUGCAUAGGUCCCGUGAACAAGGUAUUAAAUAUGCUUUGCUGUUGGGUAGAAGACCCAAACUCAGAGGCUUUCAAGUUGCACCUACCAAGAAUCCAUGACUUUCUCUGGUUAGCUGAAGAUGGAAUGAAGAUGCAGGGUUAUAACGGAAGCCAGCUAUGGGAUACAGGUUUUGCUAUUCAAGCGAUUUUGGCAACUAACCUCGUCGAAGAAUAUGGGCCCGUUUUGGAAAAAGCACAUUCAUUUGUCAAGAAUUCCCAGGUGUUAGAAGACUGCCCUGGAGAUCUGAAUUACUGGUAUCGCCACAUUUCUAAAGGGGCUUGGCCUUUCUCAACUGCAGAUCACGGUUGGCCCAUCUCUGACUGCACCGCAGAAGGACUGAAAGCUGCUCUUUUGCUAUCCAAAGUUCCCAAGGCGAUUGUUGGUGAACCAAUAGAUGCAAAACGGUUAUAUGAAGCUGUUAAUGUUAUCAUUUCUUUACAGAAUGCAGAUGGAGGCCUCGCAACAUAUGAGCUCACCAGGUCAUACCCUUGGUUAGAGCUAAUCAACCCAGCAGAAACCUUUGGCGAUAUUGUUAUUGAUUAUCCUUACGUGGAAUGUACAUCAGCUGCUAUCCAAGCUUUGAUAUCAUUUCGAAAGCUGUAUCCUGGUCAUCGAAAGAAGGAAGUAGAUGAGUGCAUUGAGAAGGCGGUUAAGUUCAUUGAAUCCAUUCAAGCAGCAGAUGGCUCAUGGUAUGGAUCAUGGGCUGUUUGCUUCACGUAUGGUACGUGGUUUGGAGUGAAAGGGCUGGUAGCUGUUGGAAAAACAUUGAAAAACUCUCCACAUGUUGCUAAAGCUUGUGAAUUUCUAUUGUCGAAACAACAACCUUCGGGCGGCUGGGGAGAAAGCUAUCUUUCAUGUCAAGACAAGGUCUAUUCAAACCUUGAUGGCAACAGAUCUCACGUCGUGAAUACAGCAUGGGCUAUGCUCGCACUCAUUGGUGCUGGGCAAGCUGAGGUAGACCGGAAACCACUACACCGGGCUGCAAGAUACUUGAUUAAUGCUCAAAUGGAGAAUGGUGAUUUUCCACAACAGGAAAUAAUGGGAGUCUUCAAUAGGAACUGCAUGAUAACAUAUGCCGCGUAUCGAAACAUUUUUCCGAUAUGGGCUUUGGGGGAGUACCGUUGUCAGGUAUUAUUGCAACAAGGAGAAUGAAUUAAGUGUUCAAAUUAGUUAUUUCUCUAGGGAAGGAACUGUGUAGCUUCCAUGCUUUACUCUUUCCAAAGUUGUGUUAUCCGUAAUGGAUCUGCUCUGAUGGUUACGUGAACCAAUCUUUGUGUAAUUGUUUCAAACUCAAAUCUUGGUUGCAGAUUUUGUUGGGUUCUCUUGAAUACCCCAUUUUAGGAUAAUGUCUUGUUUUGUGAAAACAGACAUUUUUCUUGUAUUUGUUUUUUUAAUUCAUGUUUCCCGCUUAGGUCGUGUCUCCGGUGGUUUCCCACUUUGCUCAAAAUAUUGGUUUUGACUGGUUGCUUUUACUAAGCAAUUUUUUUCAUCUAAAAUAAGUUUUCCCUUGGAUUCCUGGGAUGAUGCUCAUUUAAUUCCCCAAGUAUGGUGUGGGCAAUUUUUUAUUUCUAAAUAGUCAAUGUUUACAGAAUAUAUAAUAUUAGUCAA
Molecule: messenger RNA, 3203 nt
Organism: Arabidopsis thaliana (thale cress)
Lineage: Eukaryota; Viridiplantae; Streptophyta; Magnoliopsida; Brassicales; Brassicaceae
Gene: CAS1
Product: cycloartenol synthase 1
Exons: 18
Coding region: 741-2747 (668 amino acids)
Biological process (GO): triterpenoid biosynthetic process; lipid biosynthetic process
Cellular component (GO): lipid droplet
Molecular function (GO): cycloartenol synthase activity; intramolecular transferase activity
Source: RefSeq, marked reviewed